Molecule: messenger RNA, 5187 nt
Organism: Porites evermanni
Lineage: Eukaryota; Metazoa; Cnidaria; Anthozoa; Scleractinia; Poritidae
Source: the annotation of a GenBank genome assembly
AUGGAAGCAGAUGAAUCUUUCGACACCGACUUAGAGGAAGACAGCGUCUUCGAAGAACUUGAAAUCGCCGACGGAAACGACGAGGUUGAGAAUUCAGGAAAGUCAGUUCAGGAUAUUUACCUCGAGGCAUGUAAAAAUAAUGAAGUUUUUCCUUCAUCAAGAUUCUUGAAACGAUGCUUAACUGAGAGCGUAGACCUGAGCCAUUACGGCCUCGGCAAUCCUGGCACAAGAGCCGUUUGCACAGCUUUGGAAAAAUGCUCAAAUGUAAUAAACUUACAACUUCAAGACAAUGGCAUUAAUGACAAGGGAAUCGUGUCAAUCGCAAAGAUGCUGAAAAGAAAUGUUCAUAUAGUCAAGGUGGAUCUGUUGGGCAACCCUAUUGGCAAAGGAGGUACUGAUGAACUAGGGGAUAUGCUACUGCAGAACAACACCCUAAAAGAACUAAACCUUAGCAAGUGUAGUUUGCAAGGGAAAAACUUCGUUGUUUUUUGUAAUUCAAUUAGGUUAGAUGCCCCGUUGACAUAUUUGAAUUUGUCAUACAACGACCUUGGUGACAAAGGGGCGUCGUCGCUUGGGUCGGCCAUCAAGUGGAACACAGUCCUAGUCACUCUGGACAUCAGUUGGAACAGCAUUCGGGUCGAAGGGGCUCGGGUCUUGGCUGAGGGAUUAAAAAUGAAUACUCGCCUCAGAGAGAUGAAUAUUAGCUGGAAUGGCCUUCUUGAUAAUGGCAUUGCAUCUAUGCAAGAUGCAUUGUCGUGCAACCAGACGCUCAAAGUCCUGGACAUCAGCAGUAAUUGCAUCUCCAAUAAAGGUGUUGCUUCCAUAGCAAAGUUUUUGAGGACGAACAAAUGCUUAGAAAUUUUGAAAACUGGGCGGAAUCCAUUCCAAAGCUUUGGUGCCUGUAUUCUCUUGCAGGCAAUAAGGAAAAAUCUAUCGAGCGCUUUGAGAGAGUUGCAAAUGGACGAUAUAGUCUUUGACAAGGAUUGUGCCCGAGAGCUUGAACUUUUGCUGGAAGGAAGGCCAUGCUUCACGUGUUCCUGGGAUAUCAGCAUAAAGGGAGAGCGCAAAUCGGACGAGAUCAAGAAUACGACUGAUGUUUUUGAUGUCUACUUGGCUUUCGUUCGCACUCGAGGGCUCCGCUUGAUCGAAUUGUUUAAGAUUUUAUCGAAGGACCGCGAUGGUGGCAAGCUCAGUAAAGAGGAUUUUGUAAGUGGAAUGAAGAAGUUAAAUGCGCCAUUUCAUGACAUGAAAUUAAGGGAACUGUUUGAUAGAAUGGACCUAAACGGUAGUGGUGUCAUCAAGUUUCAAGAUUUCGUUGUUUGUUCCCGUGGACGGUAUUCACAUUUAGGAAGACAUAUUUCAGCAGCAACUUAAAAAAAAAAACCAAAGGGCCAGUUUCUUCAUCAUCACUACCACCACCACCACCAUCGUCAUCAUUAUCACCAUCAUCAUCAUCACGAUUAUUAUCAUCAUCAUCACCACCACCACCACCACCAUCAUCAUCAUCAUCAUCAUCAUCAUCAUCAUCAUUAUCAUCAUCAUCAUUACUAUUAUCGUCAUUAUAAUCUUCAUUAAGGUGUCUAAGCGUUUUAGCGCCACUUGGCACUAAUUAGGGACACAUACAAUAAAGAACUAACGAUAUCAAAAGGAAGAUGAAUGUCAAGGGAAUGUCUAAUUUCUGAACUUCUUGUUACAACCGUUCCCAAAAAUUCUCCUUACCAUUUUCGUAUUGAUAUUUUAGCCCAACAGGAGCAUGGGCUCCUGAAUCCAACCACUCUCCCUUCUCUCCUUUGGUAUAUCUUCGUCCACGAGCUCGAUUUCACGUGAAUUUUAACGUUUAGCAGAAACAAAUAACAUGCCUCUGCUUUUAGCCAAUCACCGUACGGUAAGUGCUCGCACGUAAGUUUGAACUUCGUUCCGAACUUUUCGGAUUUUUUUAUGCUCUCUCUUCGUUGCUUAGGUUUUGAGCUUUUCCUGCCAGGUACAAAAAGUCUCAAUCGCUUAAAACUAUGUCAAAAUUGUCUUUCUCUGAGAGGAAGGGGUAGAGUUUUAUAAUAUCUACCACCCUCCGUUCUUAAAUCUCCCGUGGAGAGUACGAAGUUGACAAAAUGACUGUACCUUACUCCCUCUCGCCCCAGUACUCCCUCCUUUUCCUUCCACCCGCCCAGGGCCCAGUUGUUCGAAAGCCGACUAGCGCUUAACCCGGGGUAAAAUUUAACUCGGGUUCCUCUUUCUCGUGUUAGAAAGCAUUUUUUUCGGACAAUUUUCUCUGCUAUUUUUAGAGCUUCCAAUCAUCAGCUUGUAGACAGACAGAAUUAAAACUGAAAUGCUUUUUAAACUUUCAAAUCUGAAUUCAAAUCUCGCACUAACCCUGGGUCAUCUGAACCCAGCUUUGCACAACUCGGCCCUGGUUCAAAAAACACUUGUCGUUUUCGAGGGGUGGGGGGGGGAGGGGAGAAUUUGAAAAUAGACUCAAAUGUUGACUAAAUCACGUCCCCGGUAUUCGUCGAACCAUGUUCAGAUCUUCUUCGGAAUGCUCAAGUGGAUCCCACGUCGUUUCAGUUCUAUUACGUUUUUGAAAUUGCCUCAAUGCAUGACUUUUAAAAGGCACAUUAAUCUUUUGGCUUGAGCUAUCAAUCGAUCAAUUUAUCAACAAAGGUUAAUACGUGGGAUGAGGUUGCCCACCAUACAAAGACAAUAAACAAAAACAAAAAACAAACAAAAAGAAAAGAUAACGCCAUUGUUUAUUUGUUUUGAUAGUUAGUACCGAAAAAUUGUCAUAAAUUUUUAUCGAAAUCAGACUGUAUAUGAUCAUCACUCGUCCAACAUGAUUUUUUUUUGUAGUGUAUUUUUUUUAGUGACUGAACUUUGUAAUCAUCUUCUGACACAAAAACAAAAAUCUUUUUAUGGGUAUAUUUGUGGAAAGUUAACGACAAAAUAAUAUAGCUGUAGCUCGACUUAGGGCCUGUUUACAUGGAGGUGGGGGACCGGCCCCAGGUAGGUGAGGUAACCCGCUUAGGUGGGGUAACCCGCCUGUCCAUAUAAUCCCUCAUUUUAAUUUGAUCACGUUUACAUGUUAAGUGAGGUGACCCACCACAUGUUACCUCACCUAUCUGGGGUCCCUCACCUCCAUAUGAACUCAGGCCCUUAUUGACAUACCAUAAUACUCUUUGUUUGUCACCCCAAAAUUUUGCAUAAGCAUUGUUUUCAGUUUGGGGCCUUUUUAACUCCCAAGAGAAACUGAAAACAAUGCUUUUGCAAAAUUUUGGGGUGAUAAACAAAGAGUAUUAUGGUAUGUUAUGGUAUUUUCUGGAGUGGUCAAUUGAACAGGAACAACAGAGCGUUUUCACUCACGUGACCAGCAUCUAUGCAAAUUUAUUGGAACAAAAGAAAGCGUUGUUCAACUCCCUCAGGAUUGAUUUGGAACACCAACAUGGCCUCGGUUUUAUUGUUUUGGAACACCAAUAUGGCCGCUGUGACGUCAUGUGAAAAUGCUUUAUAGUAUUGUAUGAGACAACGCCUAACAUAUCUUCGAAAUGCGCAUUCAUAUUGAUCAAAACACAGACAUAACGUACUUGCCUGCACAGUAGUCAAGCUCUUCCUUUAGAAUUUGGACAUGUGAUGUUGGCAGCUUUUCUUUUGUCGAAGGCGGAACUUCAACAAAAGAAGCUUUAAAAUAUGGAAAUCUUUUUACCACACGGGACUCUCUGAAGCAGUAGUAUUUUACAGUUGUUGCAGCACUAGGUAACCACUUGGUUCGGUCCUUGGGGUCAGGGUACAUCCAGCGUUCCUCGUGUGACAAUACAAGUUUGAGGAGAAGUUACAAAAAGGAGACAGAAACAAUUAAUUUAAACUUUUCCGAUUAUUGAUCACGUGAAAAAUUAGAAGAAUAGCCUACCCCCCCAUCUCUGAGUAAAAGGUUUUUUCCGGAGGGGGUACUGGAGUAUCCCCUAGAAAUACGAAAAAGAAAUUGGAGGGUCUUGUUUUCAAGCCGACCCGACAGCGAGUCCAAUAACGAUAACCUCAAAAAACACGUGAGUAUUUCCCCGAAAUUUAGCACCAAUUCAUAUUAUCACGUGAUUCCAAGUAAAGGUGGGUUCGUGGUUUGCACAUUGCUUUUCCAGUAGCCACAUUCCUCUUUUCAACAUGGCCACGGGUUUCUCUAUAGCGUCUUCUUCGACGGAAAAUAAUCUUUCUUCUUCUAGCUCGGCGAGCCUUUCAUACAAGUUGAAAAUAACCCUAUUAGAUGACCAGUGUACCGAUGAGGAAGGUCGCUGGCGGAGGGUUAUAGUACCUGCGAAUUUCUCGUUGUACGGUCUUCAUAUCCUUAUUCAAGAAAUCUUUGGUUGGAAAAGCUAUUACAUGCAUAAUUUUAUGUCCAUGGGCGAAGGGUGCAGUUUGAGCGAGGACGAAGAAAGCAGUUUAAUUGAACAACCUUCGAAAAAGCCAAAGAAUGACCGACCAGAACAUGAUCCAGUUGAAUACAAAGUGACCGACGGGUACUGGGAAAUUGAGAAAUUGACCGAAGUUGGAAAAUGCAAUGGACUUUUCGUUCGCUAUUCGCAUGUGCACCAGAAAGGCUGUUUUACAAGCCCUCACCAGGUUAGGGGUGAACUAGUCUACAAGUUGUACGAUGUCUUCAACGAAGAGAAUCGUUAUCUUGAAUACGAGUAUGAUUUUGGUGCUUCGUGGAAUCAUGUCAUAGAAUUCGAAGGAGAAGAAAAAGACGCUAGCAAAAAUGGCGAAUUUCCAUCGUGUGUUGACGGAAGAGGGGCGAAUCGGAUGGAAGAUUGCCAAGACGAAACCUCGGACGGGGAGCUCAAACCAAGUUUCAAAAGAAAGAAGUUUAACUUAAAACAAUGCCAGCGAAAUUUACGAAAGAUUUUUGCUGGAAAAUGGCCUUUUUCCAACGUGGACAGCGCGAAAACCCCAAAAUACUACGCAUGUUACUGGUUGAAUGUCAAGAAGGGAGGAUGUCGCGGGACGUCCUGUGAUGGAAAAUGCUGUGGGGUUUUCCUUAAGUCGGACUACAUUCGUCAGUUGGCUGCGCUACCCAAUGAAGAGGCAAACAGAUUGUAUGAGGUCACAGAGAAGCAGUUGAAUAAGAUACGAAGAGAGUUUUUGGAAAAUGGAUUAUGCAAUUACAAGGAGUCAAACGGCGAUGCCUGUAUUGAGUGUAAUAAGUAA